AUGAAAUCGGGGAAUGGGCGAAAUGCGAAGGAUCAGGUAAUCCCUAUUCCUUUACUGCAAACUGAUUGCGAUGAUGAUGAUGACUGUAUUAGCAAUAAUAUUGUUAGCAUAGAGUUAGAUGACAUUCAAGAAAAGGUUGAUUACUGGAAUUCAGCUAUUGUGUGUGCUGUGUUGGGGGCAAACCCUCCAUUAUCUGUUAUUGAGGGGUUUUUUAGGCGUAUUUGGAAGAAUUUAGGGGUUGAUAAAGUAGUAGAAAUUGAACAUGGAGUUUUCAUUGUUCGAUUUCUUACCAUGGAGAAUCGUGAUAAGGUUCUUGCUGACAUCAAACCUACUUUUGAUAAGAAGCCUGUGCUCUGUAAACCAUGGCACAAGGAUAUUGUACAUUUUAAAGAUGAGGUGAAGGUGGUUCCUAUUUGGAUUCAAUUGAAGAAUCUGGAAUUGAAAUUUUGGCGGCUGCGUAGUCUAAGUAAGAUUGUUGGGACUAUUGGUAAAUUCAUACAAGCUAACCAAGCAACAAUCCAUAGAGACAAACUGCAGUAUGCUAGAGUUCAAAUUGAGGUUGCAAUAACUCAGAAUCUCCCUGAAAAGGUGCAGUUUCAUGAUGAACAUGGUGGACUGAAAUACAUUAAUAUAGGGUAUGAAUGGAAGCCCAUAGUGUGUGAACAUUGCAAGCUUCUAGGUCACCUUGUUGUGGAUUGUAGGAAGCAGAAGGGUAAAAAGAAGAAGGAGAUGACAACACCUGUUAUGGUGAAUAACUCUUUCCAGGUGUUGGAUACUCAAUGUGCAUCAGAAGAAACAGGGGAAAGGCUGAUUGUUUCAGGAAGUUUGAGAAAUGGUUCAUCAAGUGAUGGAGGUGGAAUACCUCCUGAUAUUGAUGGAUAG
Messenger RNA from Spinacia oleracea (spinach), 882 nucleotides. RefSeq lists its product as uncharacterized. Lineage: Eukaryota; Viridiplantae; Streptophyta; Magnoliopsida; Caryophyllales; Amaranthaceae. Gene Ontology annotation, molecular function: nucleic acid binding; zinc ion binding. The record is from RefSeq and is a predicted model, not a curated record. The coding region runs from base 1 to 882 and encodes 293 amino acids. The transcript has 2 exons.